UCUCUCCUCCCAUUCAACAUGCGUGCUAUAACUGCCUAUAAGAUGAUGUUUGAGCUGAAGAAAAUGAUCGCAUUCUACUGAAGAAAACGAAGAGUUUAAUCUUUGCGGCGAAGAAGGAAUUCGAUCCGAUUUAGCUUUAGAUCCGCUUCUAAAGCUAUCAAAAGUGUGUUACCAUGUUUCGUCAAAGGAACAAUUCCCUUCAUGACCCAGAAAGCGAUGAGCGUCAGCACGAAUCCAAGGUGAAUGAACUUAGAGAUGCUAUUGGUCCAUUAUCUGGAUGUAGCUUGAAAUACUGUUCUGAUGAAUGUUUGAGAAGAUAUUUAGAGGCUCGUAAUUGGAAUGUUGAAAAAACAAAGAAAAUGUUGGAAGAUACUUUGCAGUGGAGAUCAACCUAUAAGCCUGAGGAAAUCAUUUGGGAUGAAGUAGCCAUUGAAAGUGAGACUGGAAAAGCAUUUAGAGCAAAUUUUCAUGACAGACAUGGGAGAACAGUUUUGAUAAUGAAACCUGGGCUACAGAACACAAAAUCAAUUGACAAUCAAAUUCGACAUCUAGUUUACCUUAUGGAGAAUGCCAUUCUUAAUCUACCAAAAGAACAAGAACAAAUGGCUUGGUUAAUUGACUACACUGGUUGGUCCAUGUCCACUAGUGUCCCUAUUAAAUCAGCCCGAGAUACUGUCCAUAUUCUUCAGAACCACUACCCCGAGAGGCUGGCUGUUGCGUUUCUUUACAAUCCUCCACGUAUUUUUCAAGCAUUUUGGAAGAUUGUGAAAUAUUUCCUAGACACCAAGACUUUCAAUAAAGUCAAAUUUGUAUAUCCUAAGGAUAAAGAAAGUGUUGAGCUUAUGAGUUCAUAUUUUGACAUCGACAAUCUCCCAACUGAAUUUGGUGGUAAGGCCACGUUGAACUACGAUCAUAACGAGUUCUCGAAGAUGAUGUCUCUCGACGAUCAGAAAACCGCAGCUCUAUGGGAAUUUACACCAAAGAACAGCCAGCCUCUCUAAUGUUCUAUGGCUUAUGAGACAACUAAUAAUUAAUAUUUUUAAUGAAGAAGAAGAUUUAGUAAUAUAACAUGAUGCUGAAAGAGUCCUAUGUCCUUAAUGGUAAUAUCUUAUAAUUCUUACCUGAGAAAAAAUGGUUGGUAUCAGAAUUUGACCAUGUAUUAUUAUUGAGUUCAUUUUGAAUUUUAAGACACUGGAAUAUUGUAAUAUUGUAAUAUUUAUCCUUAAAGUUGUUAUAUUUUUAAAUAAUCGC
Molecule: messenger RNA, 1251 nt
Organism: Impatiens glandulifera
Lineage: Eukaryota; Viridiplantae; Streptophyta; Magnoliopsida; Ericales; Balsaminaceae
Product: phosphatidylinositol transfer protein 3
Exons: 6
Coding region: 174-1001 (275 amino acids)
Molecular function (GO): phosphatidylinositol transfer activity
Source: RefSeq, a predicted model, not a curated record